Molecule: messenger RNA, 681 nt
Organism: Harpia harpyja (harpy eagle)
Lineage: Eukaryota; Metazoa; Chordata; Aves; Accipitriformes; Accipitridae
Product: immunoglobulin alpha-2 heavy chain-like
Exons: 2
Coding region: 1-681 (226 amino acids)
Biological process (GO): B cell receptor signaling pathway; phagocytosis, recognition; phagocytosis, engulfment
Cellular component (GO): external side of plasma membrane; immunoglobulin complex, circulating; blood microparticle
Molecular function (GO): antigen binding; immunoglobulin receptor binding
Source: RefSeq, a predicted model, not a curated record
AUGCUGUUGCUGCUGAAGGUGAAGCCGGAGCCCUUGCAGGGGUCUGAGCUUGGAGCAAAGGGUCUGGGCUCAGUUCAAGGGGUGCAGGAUUGGGUCAGGGGUCUGGAAACAGGGCAGGGGGCCGGGCAGGGAUGGUCAGAGCCCGUGGAACCCUCCUCUGGUGUAACCAUCACCCUGGCCAGCUCGAGUCCCCCUUCGGCAGAGAGGACCCCCCCAGCAGGAAAAACUCCAGAGCAGCCCCCCUCCACCUUCAUCCUCCUCUUCUUCCUCGCAGCCCUCCCAGGGCUGCGGGCGGCCGUGCAACUGGUCGAGUCCGGAGGGGGCCUCCAGACACCCGGGGGGUCCCUGCGCCUCCUCUGCAAGGGCUCCGGCUUCACCUUCAGCAGCAACGGCAUGGUUUGGGCGCGACAGGCGCCCGGGAAGGGGCUCGAGUUCGUCGCGAGUAUUGAUGACGAUGGUAGUUACACCUGGUACGCGCCGUCGGUCAAAGGACGCUUCACCAUCUCGAAGGACAACUCCCAGAGCACGCUCACGCUGCAGAUGAACAGCCUCAGGGCCGACGACACGGCCACCUACUACUGCGCGAAAUGUGCUGAUGGUGAUAGAUAUGCUGGCACCAUGUCCCAGCAUCCCUGCUCUGCAUCCCAGCAUCUCAGCAUCUUCCCAAAUCCCUUGCCCUGA